UCAAGCCGGAGUAGUUUGCAAGUGCGAGCAUAUAAAGCACAAUCAUAGCUGACUUCAAGGCAAGGGAAGAACAAGUGUGGAAGAAAUACAAACUGGUAAUCUGCCUCAAAUAAAUUUUGCACGUGAUCGAACCUGAAUUCUUUCCAAACAGCAGACAAUUAAACUAUCGAAGGUAAACAUAGUCGAGCAACUAACGCAACCAAGUGAUUUUUCAAAUUAAAAAAGUAGCAGAAAAAUCGCUAAGCUAGUUUUGAAGUAAUCGAGAAUCAAUCCAUCUCUGGUAAUAUGCGCUACUUGCCAUCAACUUACUACAAGCCACUGCUCCCGGAUGGUCGCGCUCCGCCCAUUGAUUGGCAACUAUAUGGCUUUCUAAGUGCAAAUGGCUGGCCACUUGCUUCGAAUGUUUCGAAAAAAUGCCAUAUAGCUGAUGCAGUCAGUGUUAUAUGCCAAUUUAUAUCCGAGUUCUCGGUGGGCUUUGGCGAAAUGCGACUCAUGUACGAGAGCAUAGAUGAUAUCAGCUUUGUUUGUACGAUAUUGGCGCCAUUUCUGAUACUCUUAGAAAUGAUGUUGCGCGCUUUCAACAUUGUUUACAGACGCAAUAGUUUCAGAUCGCAUCUGGAUGAGUUCUACAAGAAGAUCUACAUCGAAUGUGACUGGAAUCCCGAGCUCUUUGAGAAAAUACGUCGGCAACAGCUGCCUACCAAGUACUCCACCUUCGGUUACAUUAUUACACUUGUCACUUACGUGUAUGUACCGGUUAGUGGCUUAGUAUUAGGCCAACGGUUGCUACCCUUUCCUGUCUCCUAUAACUUUGAUCCCACCGCUAGCUUGCCCGGGUACCUUCUACUUCUUGCUAUGGGCUUAUGGACGGGAGUUGCUGUUGUGGGUCCCUUGGUCGCUGAGCCCAAUAUUUUGGCCAUGCAGAUUUUACACUUGAAUGCUCGUUACACUUUAUUAUUACGAGAUUUGAGCAACAUUGCUAAGAAUACUAUUGAGAUGCAUACCAAGAGCAAAGGGGAGGAUAAGAUUUCAGUGACCAGCCGUUUUUGUUAUGGGCUAAACGAUAUCAUACGAACCAAUGUGAAGUUGAACGAUUUCGCCAAGUCGUUGCAGGCGCAAUAUUCUUUUCGGGUUUUUGUAAUGAUGGCCUUAAGCGCCACACUCCUGUGUGUGUUGGGUUUUUUGACAGCUACGCUCGGUUUGUCAACAGAUAAUAUCAGAUUCAUCAGCUGGAUUAUCGGCAAAGUAGUGGAACUGCUUAUUUUUGGACGCUUGGGCACAACACUGUCAACAACGACAAAUGCCUUGAGCACUUCAUAUUACUCCUGUGGAUGGGAAGACAUCGUACUUCACUCUACUGAUGCCGCAGAGAAUGCAAAGAUAGUGAAGCUUAUGACAUUGGCGAUCCAUUUGAAUAGCACACCCUUUGAAUUGAAAGGCCUCAAUUUCUUCUCUGUGAAUUAUGAGUCGGUGGUGGCGGUAAAUUAA
Anastrepha obliqua is the source of this 1488-nucleotide messenger RNA. Its product is annotated as odorant receptor 74a-like. NCBI's taxonomy places the organism in Eukaryota, Metazoa, Arthropoda, Insecta, Diptera, Tephritidae. Gene Ontology annotation, molecular function: olfactory receptor activity; odorant binding. The transcript is spliced from 5 exons. Gene Ontology annotation, cellular component: plasma membrane. Bases 286 to 1488 code for a protein of 400 amino acids. Gene Ontology annotation, biological process: sensory perception of smell; detection of chemical stimulus involved in sensory perception of smell. The record is from RefSeq and is a predicted model, not a curated record.